Messenger RNA from Elephantulus edwardii (Cape elephant shrew), 2091 nucleotides. RefSeq names its product ATH1, acid trehalase-like 1 (yeast) (gene PGGHG). Gene Ontology annotation, biological process: carbohydrate metabolic process. The transcript has 13 exons. NCBI's taxonomy places the organism in Eukaryota, Metazoa, Chordata, Mammalia, Macroscelidea, Macroscelididae. The record is from RefSeq and is a predicted model, not a curated record. Bases 1 to 2091 code for a protein of 696 amino acids. Gene Ontology annotation, molecular function: catalytic activity.
AUGAACGAUGGCAGUGAGGACCCCACCAUAUUCACUGCCCACUCUCUGCCAAGUGACUCCCGCUUUUGGGCCCCCGUGACCAGCGCAUACCUGGGCACACGUGUGUACCAUGACGUGCUGCACAUGAGCGGUGUGUACAAUGGGGCUGGGAGGGACACGCACCGGGCCAUCCUGCCUUGCCCCCUCAAUGUCUGGCUGGAGGCCCCUGCAGAUCCAGGAGAGCCGGUGACUGAAGCCUUCAUUCUGGACACCAGCACAGGUUCCUUUCAGCACAUGGUGGAGGGUGCCAGCUUCCAGGCCUCCCAGCGCAUCUAUGCCCACCGCACACUGCCCCACGUCUUGGUGUUCUCUGUGUCCAUUGCCCGCAAGGUUAUGGGGAGUAGGGCCAUCACUGUGCAGCUGCAGGCAGCCUUCUCCCCAGAGAGCCCUGACCUGGACCUGCAUCUGGGUCCUGACUUCCAAGGAGCACGGUACCUGUAUGGCCUCACACACACCCCGGAACAGCCUGGGGGACAGCGACAGGAGGUGCAUAUGCUGUGGACACCUGCACCUGUGGCCCUGACCCUUGAAGACAGUGAGGAAGAUGAGACCUGGGAGUUUCUUAUGGCUGUGGGCAGCAGCCAGGCAGAAGCCCAGGCCUGCUUCCAGGAGGCUCUGUGCCUAAGGGAUGGUGGUGUGCUGUAUACAACCCAUGCUCAGGCCUGGGCAAGUCUCUGGGCAGGCUGUUGCCUGGAUGUGGCGGGGCCCUUACGGCUGCGCCAAGCCCUGCGGGGUGCCCUCUACUACCUGCUCAGUGCCCUGCCCCAGCCUGGGGUCCCAGGGUUCAUCUGCCACGGCCUCAGCCCUGGUGGUCUCUCCAAUGGCAGCCGUGACCAGUGCUAUUGGGGCCACGUCUUCUGGGACCAGGAUCUUUGGAUGUUCCCCAUUGUCCUCAUGUUCCAACCGGAGGCUGCCAGAGCCGUCCUGGAGUACCGCAUCCGCACGCUGGGCGGGGCGCUGCAGAACGCACACAACCUGGGCUACCAGGGUGCCAAGUUUGCCUGGGAGAGCGCUGGCUCUGGCCUGGAGGUCUGUCCUGAGGACAUUUAUGGGGUCCAAGAGGUGCACAUCAAUGGGGCUGUGCUGUUGGCCUUUGAACUGUACUACUACACCACUCAGGACAUGCAACUCUUCAAAGAUGCUGGGGGCUGGGACCUAGUCAACGCUGUGGCUGAGUUCUGGUGCAGCCGUGUGGAGUGGAGCCCCAAGGAGGAGAAGUAUCACUUGAGGGGAGUCAUGCCUCCAGAUGAGUUCCACUCUGAUGUCAGCAAUUCAGUUUAUACAAAUGUCCUUGUACAGAACAGCCUGCGCUUUGCUGCUGCCCUAGCUGAGGACCUGGGUCUGACUGUUCCUGAGCAGUGGCUGGAGGUGGCUAACAAGAUUAAGAUACCCUUCGACCCAGAGCAGAACUUCCACCCUGAGUUUGAUGGGUACAAACUUGGGCAGGAGGUGAAACAGGCUGAUGUUGUGCUUUUGGGCUACCCCAUUCCCUUCCCCCUGAGUCCCAGCAUCCGGAGGAGGAACCUGGAGUUGUACGAGGCAGUGACAUCCCCCCAGGGCCCUGCCAUGACCUGGAGCAUGUUUGCUGUGGGCUGGCUGGAGCUGAAGGACCCUGAUCGGGGGCAGGAGCUCCUGGACAGGAGCUUUGCCAACAUCACUGAACCCUUCAAGGUCUGGACAGAGAAUGCAGAUGGGUCCGGUGCUGUGAAUUUUCUGACGGGCAUGGGAGGCUUCCUGCAGACGGCUCUCUUUGGGUUCACAGGGUUCAGGAUCACCAGUGCAGGUGUAACCUUUGACCCAAUGUUUCCCCUGGGAGUCUCUGGCAUGUCCAUCUCUGGCAUCUUCUACCAGGGGAGCAAACUCAACUUCUGCUUUUCUGAGGACUCUGUGACUGUUGAGGUCACAGCCCAAGUUGGACCCUGGGCUCCCUCUUUGGAGGCUGAGCUAUCACCGUCACAGGCUCGGCUCCCCCUCCCCCCAGGGCAAAAGGUCUCCUUCCUCAGAUCCGCUGGCCGGAUACAGAGGGCCUCCCUGGUACCAUCUCACCCCUGA